Messenger RNA from Alexandromys fortis (reed vole), 1417 nucleotides. RefSeq names its product carcinoembryonic antigen-related cell adhesion molecule 1-like. Gene Ontology annotation, cellular component: plasma membrane; cell surface. Lineage: Eukaryota; Metazoa; Chordata; Mammalia; Rodentia; Cricetidae. The transcript has 4 exons. Gene Ontology annotation, molecular function: protein tyrosine kinase binding. Bases 95 to 1006 code for a protein of 303 amino acids. Gene Ontology annotation, biological process: signal transduction; regulation of immune system process. The record is from RefSeq and is a predicted model, not a curated record.
AAAAGCAGAGCAAACACCAGAGCAGCCAGGCUUGGCAGCAGCCUGACAGACAAACCUCCUGUCCAGAGGAAGAGCCUAGGCCACAGCAGAGACCAUGGAGCUCUCCUCAGCCCUUCUCCACAAAGGGCAGCUACCCUGGAGGGGACUCCUGCUGACAGCCUCACUUUUGAUCUACUGGAGCUCUCCCACCACGGCCAACGUCACUGUGGAAGCAGUUCCGCCCCAUGUUGCUGAAGGGGCAAAUGUUCUUCUACUUGUCCACAAUCUGACAGAGACACCCCGAGUCUUUUACUGGUACAAGGGAAAAAAUAUGGAUAACAGUAACGAAAUUGCACGAUUUAUACCGUCAGAUAAUGCAAAUACAACAGGGCCUGCAUACAGUGGCAGAGAGACAAUAUACCCCAAUGGAUCCCUGCUCUUCCAGAACGUCACUCAGAAUGACACCGGAGCCUACACGUUGCGAAUACUAAUGCAAAGCUAUGAUGAUACGAAAGUAACCGUGCAGUUCCAUGUCCACCCACUGCUACCCAAGCCCAGCAUCACAAGCAACAAUUCCAAUCCCAUGGAGGGUGACGACUCAGUAGCAUUAAUGUGUGAGCCUGAGACUGAGAAUACAAGCUACCUGUGGAGGAGAAAUGGCCAAAGCCUCUCAGAAGGUGACAGGCUGAAGCUGUCUGAGGACAACAGGACUCUCACUUUACUCAGUGUUGUGAGGAAGGACACAGGAGAUUAUGAGUGUGAAACCCGGAACCCAGUGAGCACCUCCCGAAGUUAUCCAUUCCAUCUGGAAAUUACCUAUCUCAUGCUAAGAAUUCCCGGGCACACCACUGGAAAACAUUUUACUUCAUUCCUUCUUGUCUUUCCUUCCCUGACAGCUGACCCAACACAAGGGAGUUCUGGCCUCUCGGGAGGUGCAAUUGCCGGCAUCGUCGUUGGAUCUGUCGCUGGGGUGACUCUGAUAGCAGCCCUGGCAUACUUUUUUUAUUUCAGGAAGACUGGCGGGUAGGACAGUUUUUCCUCUUUUGUGUUCUCCAGCUCUUAUUGUUAUGCUUGGGAGUUGGGCAAAAACUUCUCUUCCUCUGCCUCUGAGCUGGAUAUCUUUGCCUCUCUCCUAACUCUCUGCUUCUCAGCACUGACCCUGUGGGUUCAGCCUCCCUGUCUUCCUGCUCCCUGUACUCUUGUUUCAUGGAGUCCAUUCCCACAUAGAUAGAGAACAGAUUGAAUUAUACCGUUAUUCUUCAGACAGGAAGUCAAGGUCCAAGAAGAAAGGAAAGUGAGGGAAUCCAAGAAGCAGCAGGAAGAUACAGGUGGCAUGUCCCUCUGACUGCAGCAGCAGCGGGGCUGGGGGGCAGGUUAUAGGGAGAAGAGACCCUAAGAUGAAUUAACAGAAGCAUUGAAGUCCUCUUGGUAAAAAAAA